Molecule: messenger RNA, 1728 nt
Organism: Drosophila bipectinata
Lineage: Eukaryota; Metazoa; Arthropoda; Insecta; Diptera; Drosophilidae
Gene: hdm
Product: meiosis specific with OB domains hold'em
Biological process (GO): resolution of meiotic recombination intermediates
Molecular function (GO): single-stranded DNA binding; single-stranded DNA 3'-5' DNA exonuclease activity
Source: RefSeq, a predicted model, not a curated record
UUCUUCCUGUGCUUUUCGAACUCGAAUGCCAAGAAUUCCCCCUUUUGAAAAGUUUGUUCGCAGAGCAGUACUCGUUUCCGGCGAAGACAAUUUGGUGAUUUUUUGGUUAUAAGUUUAACAAAAUGGAGCGUCAGUCGAAGCUUUUGCGUUUGGUGGAAAUGAAUUCUACUAUGACGAAUUUUAACACCGUGGCCUUGAUCGUGUCGAAGAACACGCCGAAUUACUUCACCGACAAGACGGACGGUUCGCAACGUGGUGUUCUGACUCUCACCAUUCGGGAUGGAUUGUUUCAUUACACCAACUGUAAGUUGUGGGGAAAGGUAGCCUGGGUGCAGGACUACGUGACCAGGCUGCAGAUCGGCGAGGUGGUGCUUAUAAGCAACGCAAAGGUUAUGGAUCAGGCUUCGGAAAGCAGCUCCUCCGACGCGUCUCGUGAACACCGUUACGACCCGAAGAGCAGCCUCAAUUGCGCCCUGGCCAUCAAUGAAGGGCAUGGAAGUGUGGAGCAUUACGUGCCCCACGUGUCCGACGAUUUCGGCCAUUUUUAUGCCCUCGAGCACAUGCUGCACCGUCCCCUGAAGAGCAUGGUGUACGCUUCAAAACUGAUGGAUGUUAUUUCCCGCUUUGUUUCUGAGAACAAGGUGCAUUUCGUAGAAGUUGUGGUGGUUGUGGCUGUAGUGCGUCCACUGCGCAAGGUGAAGGUCGCUGAUUCUCACCACUCGUACGCCCAGCCAAACAUUCUAGACUGCCUCGAGGUGGUGGUCUCCGAUCCCACCCACCCGGAAGGCAUGUUGCUGACCAUCUGGCAGGAGGACUGGAUCCAGCGCGGUCAGAAGUGGAAGCCGCUCCAAACCGUACUCCACCUGGUGGACGUGAAGGCCUCCUACUCGAUGUACCAUAAGUUUCCGACCUUCUCUCAUGUCAGCUGCACGCUGAUUACCGAGGAUCCGCAUCCUCCCACCGCAGAGGUCAAUCACAUGAUGGAGUUUGCAGCAUCACUGAAGUUCUACAGCUUCGAGAAUCUCGCCAUACCGGAGAUAAUGUGUUCACUGCCGUAUCCGGAAAACAUAACCGAAGUCAUGAACGUCAAGACGAUCUACGCCCGGAGCAAGGGAUUUCUCCAGAACCCAAUGGCUCUCACCUUCACUGCCAAGCUGAUAGCCUUGAUCAGCUCUCUUGACCUGGACGGAUUCUCUUCCACCAUCACCCGUCAAUGCGCCAUGUGUCACCGAUUCGUUCCCCGGUGCCUGAUCCAUUGCCCCACCGAGGAGUGCCAGUUAUUUUCGGACGAGACCGACACUGCUCCCUGGCUCUACCACUUCAACAUUACCGUACACUUUAGCGACCAGUCGGGCACCCUGGUGGAAGGACGCCUGGCGGGCUUGGCGGCCGAGCGGGUGCUGGGCGUCUCCGCCGCCGACUUUGUGAAGAUGUCCGAACGAGAGAAAGGGCUUCUUAAGUGGAAGUUCCUGCUGCGUCACUUCGAGGUCAAGCUUCUGGUCCUAAAACCGAUACGCAUGCGCAACAACAUGAUUGCGGUGGUUGUGGACAUGCAUGAGGUGCCGCUGGAGGACUAAUAAUCAUACAUAAUCAUAUAUCAUAUAUAUAAGUACACAAAGAGCGAUCUUUAUUUCGCAAAUUCUCACAUAAAAUAUUACAACUUUUGAAUACACAAAUAGACUUGUAGUAAGCUGCCGGGAGAUGUGGUCUCUGGGUUUGGCUGAUGUG